GUAAUCCUGAGCAAAAGCAGCCCUUCUGUUCGCCAACAGUCCCAUCGUCUCGACACUGCUAUUGACCUACUGACAUCAUCCCAUUCGGUCUUGCCCAAUUGAGCUCCAAGCUCAUUGACUAAUUGGUGAUAAACGAACCGGGACAAUGCGAUGAGAUAGUUUGGCUCCCAUGGCUACUAGUACUCAACCUAACAUGGAGAAGUUCCUCCGGGACUGGCGCCAGGAUGCCCUGAACAAGGCGCAAUACGAGUCGGCUAUCUUCAUCGGGGACAAGUUAUUAGCCCUGACAGGCGACGACAACGACGCUUUUUGGCUAGCUCAGGUCCAUUUCGCUCACGGAAACUACACUAGAGCCCAGGUUCUGCUCUCCAAGCAGGAUCUUAUCACGCGCAAUCCAUCAUGUCAAUAUCUUGCAGCCCACUGCUUGAUAAAACAGUCCCGGUUCGAGGAGGCACUCGGUAUCCUAGGCGAGCGCACCCCUCCCCAUCUCAUCUCCAGUGGCUCGAAGCGAAAGACACAUACGAGACCCAACAACCGGCUUGCGGCAGGCAAGACCGCAUCCAAAGAACGAACACGGGAGGACUCGGCCGCUGAUGAAGAAACGGCCAACAGGCGCUAUGAGGCCUCCAUGUGCUACCUGCGAGGCAUCUGUUAUGCAAAACAGAAUGCCUUUGAUCGUGCCAAGGAAUGUUACAAAGAUGCUGUCCGUGUUGAUGUUCAAUGUUUCGAGGCGUUCAAUCAGCUUAUGAAGAACUCUCUGAUGUCGCCGGACGAGGAGGAUGAAUUCCUCGAGUCCUUGAACUUCGAAUCGAUCAAGGCACCCGGCGACGACCCGGAAAUGGCCGAAGAAGAACCUGCCGAGUAUGUUCAUAUGCUCUACCAGACACGACUGUCCAAAUACCGGAAUCCCAGGGCUUUCAACACGGCCAUGGAAUCCCUUUCGUCUCAUUACGGUCUGGCGGACAAUCCAGACCUGCUCCUUGCACGUGCAGAUCUUCUCUAUACCCAGUGCCGAUUCAAGGAUGCUCUCUCCAUCACCUCAUCCAUCCUUGACAACGACAAAUACAACUUUAGUAUCUACCCCCUACAUCUUGCUUGCCUCCACGAGCUCAAGAUGACGAAUAGUCUAUUCCUCGUUGCCCAUGAUCUCGCCGACAACCACCCCGAAGAGCCGUGUACAUGGCUUGCUGUGGGCAUCUACUACUUCGCCACAGGCAAAAUUGCGGAGGCCCGGAGGUACUUCAGCAAGGCGAGCAUGAUGGAUGCACAUUUUGGGCCGGCUUGGAUCGGGUUUGCACACACCUUUGCCGCCGAGGGAGAGCACGAUCAAGCCGUGUCAGCAUACUCGACGGCGGCGCGGCUCUUCAUGGGCACACACUUGCCGCAGGUAUUCCUCGGGAUGCAGAGCCAUGCAAUGAACAACAUGACGGCUGCGGAGGAAUUUCUUAAAACAGCAUACGGUCUGUGCAAGACUGAUCCGCUCCUGCUCAAUGAGAUGGGUGUUGUGAUGUAUCAUCAGAACAGGCUGAAGGAGGCAGCCUCUGUGUUUACGGAGGCACUCAAGAUCGCAGACGAGAUCGAUAGCGACCCUCAGGCGUGGCUUGGUGCCAGGACUAAUCUCGCUCAUACGUUCCGGAGACUGAGGCUGUUCAAGCAAGCCCUGGAAGAGUUCGACAGGGUCCUACGCGAUGGGGGCAAGGAUGCGGCCAUCUUCACCGCCAAGGGUCUGAUCUAUCUUGACCUGGGCAAACCCGAAGAGGCGGUCCGACUGCUCCAUGAGGCGCUCGCCAUACACCCCCAGGAUCCCAUUGCAACGGAACUGCUUAACAAGGCGCUGGAGGAGACGGCUGGUCGUGAUACCUCGCCGCCCGAGUAUGACGAAGGCAUGGCCACCUUCGAAAGGGAAUUGGCCCAGCGGAAGAUCCAGGCCAGAUCGAAGUUUGCGAGCAAUACUCGGAGGUGUGCUGGUAAAGGCAAGGGCAUCAGCAGGCGAGUCCCGGGCGGACAUGGCUAUGGCCUCGACGAAAAGGGUGAAGGUCGUAUGGAGAUUACCGAUGAGUGAUGACGGGACCAGUCUGGGUUAUGGUCCGGCUUUGUAUACAAGUUUAUUGGCGCUGCGUCAGUCACGCUAGGGACACUUUAGUAACAUGGGAGCAUCACAAUGGCGUCCUGAGGAUCGGGGGGGGUU
Messenger RNA from Phialemonium atrogriseum, 2188 nucleotides. RefSeq names its product anaphase-promoting complex subunit Cut9. The record is from RefSeq and is a predicted model, not a curated record. NCBI's taxonomy places the organism in Eukaryota, Fungi, Ascomycota, Sordariomycetes, Cephalothecales, Cephalothecaceae. The coding region runs from base 170 to 2062 and encodes 630 amino acids. Gene Ontology annotation, cellular component: anaphase-promoting complex; cytoplasm. Gene Ontology annotation, biological process: anaphase-promoting complex-dependent catabolic process; protein ubiquitination; cell division. The transcript is spliced from 2 exons. Gene Ontology annotation, molecular function: protein binding.